Penicillium lagena is the source of this 780-nucleotide messenger RNA. RefSeq lists its product as uncharacterized. The transcript is spliced from 2 exons. The annotation marks the transcript as partial. NCBI's taxonomy places the organism in Eukaryota, Fungi, Ascomycota, Eurotiomycetes, Eurotiales, Aspergillaceae. The record is from RefSeq and is a predicted model, not a curated record.
GUGGUUUACGCCUUCGAACCGAUCUACAUCACCACCGUCGGAAUUAUCAAACUCUCUGUCCUCCUCAUGUACCACCGCAUCUUCCCAGUCCGUCUCAUCAGAAUCGGUGGGUACAUCCUCGGCAGCAUCACUAUCGCCUGGGUAGUAUCCGUUGAUCUCGUCGCUAUCUUUCAGUGUACGCCCAUAGCUAGGGCGUAUAAUCCCAUGCUUCCAGGCCACUGCAUUGACCUUAAAGCUGCGCUGAUCGGCAACGGGGUGCCGAAUUUUGUAACGGAUAUCUGUAUCCUAGCACUACCAGCACGGCUUAUUUGGCAGUUGCAGGCGAGCACGUUGCAGCGAAUUUCUAUUAUUCUAGUGUUCUUGAGUGGAAGUUUUGUCGUAUUUGCGAGUAUCUACCGUUUCAGCCUCAUCUUCAUCUUCAAUAUCACCGAUAUCUCCUGGACUCUCGCCGACGCACAAACCUGGUGCGUAGUCGAAACAGCUGCGGGAGUCAUCUCGGCCUGUCUGCCUACCCUGGCUCCACUUGUAAAGUCUUGCACCCGUACAUUUGUCUCGACUGUCCGCUCGUCAUCCAAGAUCAACAAUACCCAGUCUGCCACUGGAGGAAAUACUUCAGGGCGUGCUAGUGUGGCGAAAAUCACCAACGCUGGGGGUGGCCUAGAAGGGACAGGCGAAAGGGAUUAUGCGCUGGAACGGGUCGGACCUAGCAAUCUUGGGAGUCGUUCGCAUGUUAAAGGGAAAGGAUGGACAAUGAUUCGAGCGGAGUUUGAUAGUGACUGA